UAGUAAUGUAAUGUCAUAUCAACAUUUUUCAUAUAUUGUUGUUCAACAAAGUUAUUUAUAAUGUUCUUGUAUAUAUUUUAUUAUGGAAAGUUAUCAACCCGAAUAUGACAAGAACGGUUUACUGCCUGAGACCUUCUGGAGGACACCACAUCGUGCGUACCCGGGUAGACCUCUGCAAAGGGUUGGUCAGACCGAGGUUAUGUCUGGGUCUUCAUAUCAACAGUUCCAGGCUUCUGUGAACGAUGCCUGGGACUUGGGCGACGACGACAUCGUGUCUGGAAUAGCCGAAACGAAAAUUUCAAAAGCUAUAUCACAAACCGCGGCGUUGAAUGUGAUUAAUUCCCAUAGAAAUAGUAGUAAAAAGUUAAGUGAUUUGCAAGAGACUGAAAAUGUGACGCCCCGUGUAGAAGUUAGGAAGAAUGAAGUCAGGAAGUCUGGUGGUCCAGGAGGGUCCUCGGGGCCCAUGCGCCAUUAUCCAGGGCGUCCGCGGGCGGUGAGACCGUCUGCUUUGCUUUCAAAGGAGGAGAGCAGUGAAUCAAAAUUGGAGAGAUUCCAGCAAAUUCAUGAAAGCACUGUUGUUGACCUGAAUGAGUUGAAGCAACUCAGUUGGUCAGGAAUUCCAGUUAAAGCUCGAGCUAUAACAUGGCGUCUGCUUGCCGGAUACCUGCCCGCCAACUCAGAACGGCGCGUAGAGACUUUAGAGCGGAAGCGUGCGGACUACAAACACUUAGUGCGACAGUACUACGACGCGGAGAGAGAUGAUGACACAUACAGACAAAUACACAUAGACAUACCCCGGAUGAGUCCACUGGUUGCGCUGUUCCAACAGAGUACUGUUCAGGUGAUGUUCGAACGUAUACUCUACAUCUGGGCUAUCCGACACCCAGCCUCCGGAUAUGUCCAAGGCAUCAACGACCUGGUGACGCCGUUCUUCAUGGUCUUCCUCCAGGAGGCCGCCCCUGGGCAGGAGCUGGACAAUUUCCCCCUGGAUAAGCUCACGGAGUCGCAGCGUGAUAUCAUAGAGGCCGACUCGUUCUGGUGUCUCUCCAAGUUCUUGGACAGUAUACAGGAUAAUUAUAUAUUUGCUCAACUCGGAAUUCAGUAUAAGGUGAACCAGUUAAAAGAUCUGAUCCGCCGUGUAAAUCUACCCCUCCACGAACACCUGCAAACCCAUGGCGUGGACUACCUCCAAUUCUCGUUCCGGUGGAUGAACAACCUCCUCACCAGGGAGAUACCACUGCCAUGCACCAUCCGCUUAUGGGACACCUACCUCGCAGAGUCUGAUGGCUUCGCUACCUUCCAGCUAUACGUAUGCGCAGCUUUCCUACUCCACUGGCGCGAGCGUCUCAUGCUGGAAAAGGAUUUCCAAGGCCUCAUGAUAUUACUGCAAAACGUACCGACUCAGAACUGGACGGACUCAAAUAUUAGUAUGUUAGUGGCUGAAGCGUAUAGGUUGAAGUUCGCGUUCGCUGAUGCCCCCAAUCACCUGCACAAUGCUGGUAAGUCUGACAGGUGACGUGGGGGAAGCGGACGAAAGGAUACGAGUGGAUAUGGCAGGGUAAAUAUAGAUGUGUCCAAAUUAGGCCUGUUAUAAUUUCUAAUAUGAUAUUAAUGUACUAUGAUUUUUUUAUUUUCAUACCCCUACUUUAUGGCUUAACAACAAAUGAGCAUGCGGCUCACCUGAUGGUAAGAGAUUACCGCCGCCCAUGAGCACCCGCAAUACCGGGGUAAUUGCAUGUGUGUUGCCAGUUUAAGAAGGAAAAAGCUCUGGUUUUAAUAUCGUAUCAGUUCGGAAAUACCAUUGCUGUAAGGUGAUUUAACAAUGUGGUUGUGCGUGGCAAAAAGUUUUCAUUGGUUGGCAUUCAUAAAGAUGAUCAGGAUGGUAUUUUAGUUUCUGGUAGUACGAUUUAAAAUUAAUUUUAAUUUGCUGUAAUCGAUCGAUUAUAAUCGUUAAAUUACUCAAUAUAAGGAAAAGUUUAAAUCGUUAAAUGAAUCGAGUUAAUGCUUAAUGUAAAUCGUUAAAUUUUUAAAGGUUAAU
This is a messenger RNA of Achroia grisella, 2038 nucleotides long. It is a transcript of the gene Tbc1d22, whose product is annotated as TBC1 domain family member 22B. Gene Ontology annotation, molecular function: GTPase activator activity. Gene Ontology annotation, biological process: activation of GTPase activity. Bases 83 to 1516 code for a protein of 477 amino acids. Lineage: Eukaryota; Metazoa; Arthropoda; Insecta; Lepidoptera; Pyralidae. The record is from RefSeq and is a predicted model, not a curated record. The transcript is spliced from 4 exons.